AUGGCUUGGACGGAUAUCGCAGCCGUUUGUCUACCAUUCUACGACCUGUUUCUUGGGAUUUUGUCCUAUUGCUUGAACAUUUUAGUCAUUUAUUUGGCAAGAACCCAAGCCAAUAAGAGCAUGGCCGAAUACACGGCCAUUAUUUUAUUAAACUCCGUGGUGGAUAUAAUUUUCAAUACGACCAAUCUGAUUACCAGACAGGUGAGGUCUCGGUGCAAAGUGCUUAACGAAAUUUAUCUCAUACGUUGGGAUCUAAUUGAGGAUUUGCCCCGCGACCAAAUUUUGCAGCUUUCGAACAUUGUUUUAACUAUUUUUAGGGCACAAACUGGCACGGGAAGUACACCAAGCUCAAUUUUAAGAUUUUCUUUAAAUUUUGCACACAUUUUGGGCAGAGUCCGCAGAUCAAUUCCUGCAAAUUUUAGCUCGCAUUUUGCAGGGGCAGCCAAAAUAUUCAACGAUGUUUGCGGCCGAGAGAGUAGGCGGAACGCGGAGAGUGGUCACAGAGAAACACACUUUAAGGCUAUAUCUUCGCCAGUUUCGUGCGGAAACUUUUGAUUUUUUGCGGAAACAUUACACUGUACGGUAGAAAUACGCAAGAAACUUUUCAUACCAAAAUUCGCAAAAAAGUGUUACAUCUUACAAGGGAAGUCACUUUUUUCGCAGAUCGAUCCAUACUGGUGACCUAGUGGACAGUGAAGGCCUCAGGCUGUGUAAGAAGAAUCUGGCGUCCAAAAGUGUUUACGGGCCCUGAAGGCAGAGUUAUGACUCAUCAAAGUUCGCGCAAAAAAGGUUCCGAAAAGACCCUCCAAAAAACGGGGCUGGAGAAGUGAGCUUCGGUAGCAGGGUGGUUCGCAGAUUUUUCUUUUGUCUGGAAGGGCCAGGGUUCGAUUCCUCUUCCCGGCAAUAAAUAAAAAUAAUAUUGUAAGAGCAGCGUAAGUUACAAAAAAAUAUUUUAAAAUAUUUUUUGAAAAAUAUUAUCAUCCUGUCGUUAAAAAAAUGACGAUUUUGUUCAUAUCGUCACUAAACUUAUCAUCUGCCCAGACAGCAAGCGUUUGACUCAAACGCUUCAGCAUGAUAUCACGAUCACCAAGAGCGUCUUCUAAAACAUCAGAGAUAUACAUAUUGAGAAUCCCAGUCCUACCUUCACGCCAAAGUUCCCGCAGUUUUCUCCAAUGAUACGGCGUCUUGAUCCACCGUAAUCGCCGCAUUAUUCCAGAAAUUGAAUGCGAUCCUCGGUGGAAAAAUGCCCUCUUAUCCCUCACUGUGUCCAAGCUCACAGCGACUUCCCCAAAUUUUAACGACAGGAUAAUAACAUUUUUCAAAAAAUAUUUCAAAACAUUUUUUUGUAAUUUACGCUACUCUUACAAUGUUAUUUUUGGUUAUUGCCGCGAAGAGGAAUCGAAACCUGGCCCUUCCAGACAAAAGAAAAAUCUGCGAACCACUCUGCUACCGAAGCUCACUUCUCCGAUCCCGUUUUUUUGGAGGGUCUUUUCGGAACCUUUUUGCGUGAACUUUGAUGAGCCAUAACUCUGCCCUCAGGGCCCGUAAACACUUUUGGACGCCAGAUUCUUUUUACACAGCCUGAGGCCUUCACUGUCCACUAGGUCACCAGUAUGGAUCGAUCUGCGAAAAAAGUGACUUCCCUUGUUAAUUCAAUUUUCGACCUAAAGACCUCAGUCGUUUCUGCAAGACGCCAGCUAGAUGUCUUGCAUAGACCUUACAGUGGGCGACCUGAUCCAGUGGCGAAAAACGUACCAUUUUGCAUCGGGGAAGUAUCAAAAAUGUGGCAAAAUGCUUCCCUCUCCAAGUGAAAAAACUCCGAUUUCAAAAGCGCGCCCGCUCUUUUUGUGAGAGGAAGGGCUCGCCAUUCAAAACGAAUUUUUUUAACUUUGAGAGGGAAGCAUUUUGCCACAUUUUUGAUACCUCCCGGAUGUAAAAUGGUACGUUUUUUGCCACUGGAUCGGGUCCGUCGCUGUAGAAAAAAUUAUUCUAAAUUCGUGCCAAGUUUCAUCAAAAUCCGAGCGUCGUACUUGCAGUACAUCAGCUGUAAGCAAGCCUUGUUUUGUGCUGUUCUAUGGUACCACCACUAAACUGUUUAGGUUGUGCCCAAACUACGCCACAACCCUUAAAUAGAUUUAUAACACAUUUAAACUACAUUCACUGUACUUUCAAGCAGAAAAAAAUAAUCUUGUAAAAAUAAUCUUGUAAAAAUAACCGUAUUAUUAAUACAAUUUUCUUACAGUUCGUGGACAUGCAAGAUGGAAAUCUUUUCAUGCUGAAUACUGGUCCUAUAGGUCAAAUCCCACAGCCCUAUUCAAGCAUGAUCACCUUUUCCUGGCUAUUUUCCCUGCUUCUGACCGUCGUCACAGUGCCUAUUCAGUUCCUGUAUCGGUACAGCCAAUUGUGUCUACGCAAUCCGCUGCAGUUCUGGCAUUAUGUCCUAAUCUUCGGCGGAUUUAUUUUGGCGAUUGCGCUGCAUUGCGCGGCUGGGGUUUUGGUUUUCGAGACCAAUCCGGCCGUUUUGCGCGAAUACGAGCAUCUUUUGCGGAGGAACCCGCUCUUCCACGACAAUGUCCCAGUUUUCACGCUGGGAGUCAAAGUAAGCACACAUAAUUCUUUGCUCAGCCAGUAGCUACAGUGGGGGACCUGAUCCAGUGGCAAAAAACGUACCAUUUUGCAUCCGGGAAGUACAGGGUGUUUCAAGAAAUUCCGCGGAAAGUCGUCGUCGAUUUCUCGGCGCUCAGCCACGAUAUCCAAAAAAUUUUUUUUGCAGUAGAAAGAAUGUAGUGGGCGGUUUUUUGCCUAAAAAGAUUUUUUUUCUACGCCGACGCGGAAUGCAGUGUAUUCGGCGGAGACAUUUGAUAGCUUUUUUGCCAAUCCCACUUAUCUCAAACGCUUUAUUACGAAUUUUGACGGUUCAAAAGAGGAUGAAUCUUGAAGAUUGAAGGAGGAUUUGCAUAUUUCUAUGUUUUUCAAGUAUUCGGCGAAGGUAUGGCGGACGCUUUCCAUAUCGGCGGAGGCCAUAACACAUCUUUGGUUAAAGAUACAGAGCUAGGGAAUUGCUCAAAAUGAUUCAUGCGCUCCACACUGGGGUUAGUCAGAGCACAUGAGUCAUUUUGAGCCAUUCCCCAGCUCUGUAUCUUUGUCCGAAGGUGGGUUAUGACCUCCGCCGAUUCCUCCGCCAGAUCGAAAAGAAGUGUGAUUUUCAUAAGAAAUGACGAAGGGUGGGGUUAAUCAGAGCACAUGAGUCAUUUUGAACAAUUCCCCAGCUCUGUAUCUUUGUCCAAAGAUGUGUUAUGGCCUCCGCCGAUUCCUCCGCCAAACUGAGAAAAAAUUUGAUUUUCAUAAGAAAUGAUGAAGGAUGGUGUUAACCAGAGCACAGGAACCAUUUCGAGCCAUUUCCCAGCUUUGUGUCUUUGUCCGAAGAUGAGUUAUGUCCUCCGCCGAUAUGGAAGGCGUCCGCCAUACCUUCGCCGAAUGCUUGAAAAACAUAGAAAUAUGCAAAUCCUCCUUCAACCAUCAAGAUUAAUCCUCUUUUGAACCGUCAAAAUUCGUAAUAAAGCGUUUGAGAUAAGUGGGAUUGGCAAAAAAGCUAUCAAAUGUCUCCGCCGAAUACACUGCAUUCCGCGUCGGCGUAGAAAAAAAAUCUUUUUAGGCAAAAAACCGCCCACUACAUUCUUUCUACUGCAAAAAAAAUUUUUUGGAUAUCGUGGCUGAGCGCCGAGAAAUCGACGACGACUUUCCGCGGAAUUUCUUGAAACACCCUGUAUUAAAAAUGUGGCAAAAUGCUUCCCUCUCCAAGUGAAAAAAACUCCGAUUUCAAAAGCGCGCCCGCUCUUUUUAUGAGGGAAAUGGCGCGUCCUUCAAACCGGAGAUUUUUUUUAGAUGGAGAUGGAAGCAUUUUGCCACAUUUUUUAUGCUUCUCGGAUGCAAAAUGGUACGUUUUUUGCCACUGGAUCGAGUCCUUCACUGUACAAGCUCUUUAACUACAAUUUUAAUUACAAUUUCAAGCUAUAAACCUUCCAUCUUACCCAAAUUUAAGUCCCAAAAUCAACAAAGUUUGCUGUUUUAGGACUCCCCAAAAGCCGCGCUUCAUAUGCUCGAUUGUAUUUUCAUUGUCGCCGUUGCUUAUUCAAUUGUCAUUUACUGCGCACUGAAGACCAUCAAGAAGCUACGUGUCGCCAAGGAAUCCAUGUCACGGACAACGCUGGCCGCACAGCGGCAGUUGACCGUAAUCAUGAUUAUUCAGGUAAAAUCAUACCCAAAAUUCGGUUCUACAAAAAUUCUACAGCUCAAAAAACAUUUUUAAAGCCAACAAUUGUCAUCAAAAGGCUAUUUCUGACAUUUUGACCGAUUUUUCAAAAUUCCAAAAAAUCCGUCAUCAUGACACAUUUUUUGGAAAAUCAAAAAAUCACAAAUUCCAUUACAUCAAACCUCUAAUUACGGUCUAAAUUAUCGAUUAUUUCAGGGACUAAACCCGCUGAUCAUCAUAAACACUCCCAUUUUUGUGGCCGUUCUCUUCACCUUGUUCAACGUUACACUUCAAGGCAUUUCCUACUUUAUCACGCCGAUUAUCGCGUUUAUUCCGAUUGUGAACUCACUCUCUGUAAUUUGUAUUGUCCCUAGUUUCCGAAGAUUCGUUUUGAGACAACGAAAAGUGGACGACAAGUCGACUAGCCAAUAUACGUCCGAGCGAUCGGCAGCGCAUUCAAAAAGCCGUGAUCAAUAG
Bursaphelenchus xylophilus (pine wood nematode) is the source of this 4729-nucleotide messenger RNA. NCBI's taxonomy places the organism in Eukaryota, Metazoa, Nematoda, Chromadorea, Rhabditida, Aphelenchoididae. The record is from the annotation of a GenBank genome assembly.